UUUCAAUACACAACUAGCUUAAUCGGAAAUCUAACACCAAACACGGGCCGUGGUUCCGAGUGACGAUUUGCAUUGUAAAUGUAAACUUAGAAGUUCUUUCUGCACUGCAAUACGGAGGAAACAUAUCCGUGACUCUGUCAGAAGUCAGUCUUGAUUGAAAGAAGAAGGAAUUAAACUUAUGAUUAAAGGGAAUUAACGAAGGGGAAAGAAAAUAUACGACUUGAUUAUGAUCGGAAAUUUAAACGAGCAGAGAGUGAAUUAAUCCCUCCUAUAGUUACGGAACUUACAAGCAGUUGACACUGCGCACUUUUUAUGGAAGAAAUCGGAACAAUUCAACGAUGUAAAUUGAUAUUCAAUUAAUGUGAUUGAGGAUAAUUAUACGAAGAUGACGUAGGCGAAUACGGGGUGUUUAUUCCACAUUUAGAUCUGAUCCUACGAUUGGACUUUUCUUCUUGUGUGUUUAUGCCAUGAAAGUGUGAGACAAGGCCUGUGGCUAACAGUGAAACAUGCGGCUCUUUCAGGCCCAAGUUUCUAUGGAGGAUUUUGAGCCCCCGCCACCGUUUCUCAAGGACCCGACCCGGGAUAAUUUGAAACACAUCACUCAGUUUCGUGAUGGGAGACACCGCGUGGCAACUCCCGAGAAAGUGGCCAUUAUGGAACUGUCCACGAGCUUUGAGAAGCGACGUCUAGGGAAACAGCAGCAGAUAUUGACUGAAAUGAACCAGAGGUGCCGUGAGCAAGAAGUGGCGGAUCUAUCGUCUAAACUGACUAAUAAAUGUGUGUUGGAAUCGGAAAGGGGAGCAGUCGGGCGUUCUCGUGAAAUCACCUAUUACUCUACUACUUUUAUGAUGCAAAAGCCAAAAAUAGGAACAGAGGACGCGGAAUCUACCAUCAAGGCCGAUUCACCCGCAACCACCCCUCUUCCCUUUUUUGAGAAAACAUACAAACAUUUUCCAGCUAGGAAAAUUAUAAAACAUCAAGGGAAAUUCGAACUGGUACCCAAGAACAGUAGAGGGUCGCCGAUAAGGACUCCUCGAAUAGACCCCAGCCCUGUGAAGGCGCUCGUCUCCCAGGCUAUGAGUGACCCCUACCAGAAGCUGAAACUUUUACACUCUCAGCGUAUCAAUGGACCUGUUCAGCUCAAUCACUAUAUAAACCCUAAACAGGACCAGUUAGCCCCCUUAGUUUUACCGAGCAUUGACACUUCAGUGCAAGAAAAAAUUGAUGCAUUUUGUACAUCCCGAGUCCAUCUUGGUACUCGGUCCAAGACGACGGGCGUUGAAAGCCAGAUGAAUGGAACACUUAGUAGCAAACUAAGUCAAAAGUCUGUGAAGAGAACUUCACCUCCUAAAGGGGUACCCGACUCCCACAUGACGACAGAAUAUCAAGCAGACGACAAUCCCGGGGGAGGAAACACCCCACCCCCUAAUUCGACGGAACCUCCAAUCGAGGUCUCUGCGGUUUAAAGUAGAAUUACAUGUAUAUAUCUAUUUAUUAUACUGACGUCCACACGAAUGUGUGCAAGGUGCCUUACUUUUUUUCAAAUUUGUUUUUCAUUUUCUUCAUGGUUGUGAUCGAAAGUCUGGCAAUGAGAUUAUAUAAGUUGCCUUCUCUCAAAAGAGAUUUGUGUUGAUCCGUUGAAAAGUUCGCACGUCUCUCUGUGAUUUGGCGGAAUUAUAAAUUAAAGUGGAUUAUAAAACAGUCUUCUGCAGUGCUCUGGGCAAAAGUCCAGAUUCUUAAUUUGCAAAAAUGUGCAUACAUUGCAAAGUGUUGUUUUUGGCGGUGCUUAAAAAAAACGGAUAAAGAGUUGAUGAAAAACACAACAAAUUGAUUAAAACCCAGUAUUUAAUGUGCACAGAGCUGAAAAGUUCUAUUAAAUGAUUUGACAGAGUUCUUAAAGGGUUUUCAUCACGGAUUUAAAUGCCUUUGUGACUGCUCGCGUUAAUUAUUGUCAUUUCAUAUCAACAUAUUGUCUGCGGAAAACCUUUAUCUCAAGGAGAACUGUGCACAGCAGGGGAGCCCCGCCAUUUUGCGAAUGACGUCUGCCAUACUACAGUGAAAUUACCUGACGACUCAGGACUUAUUAAUUAUUGGUUAUCUCAUAAUGUAUACACAAACACAUAGAUAAAAAUAGACAAAUGAGUGCAAGAUUGAGAGAGCAAUUUCGAAUUAUCGAUUAUAGGACCAAUACUGUUCUCGAUUAAAGCUAUUUAAAUACAUAAUAUUAUAUUACUGGACAGUGCUAACCAAUAAUUUCUAUACUUCCUCACAGGAAAUCUCAAAAUAUUUUAAUUUACUGGUACAUAAAAUUGUCUCAAGUUUAAAAUCAACUAUAUGACCAUGCAUACAUUUGUUUGAUAUCCAGCACUGAUAUUUUGAGAAUACACAGAUGCAAACAAAAAGAGCACUUCUUAAGUAACACUAGAAUUUCACUUGAAAUUCAUACACUAUUAUUACGUUGACAGCAGGGUGUUGGUUAUUAACAUUCAAGACUGAGACGAGUAAGUGAAGAAAAAU
Messenger RNA from Saccostrea echinata, 2517 nucleotides. RefSeq lists its product as uncharacterized. Lineage: Eukaryota; Metazoa; Mollusca; Bivalvia; Ostreida; Ostreidae. The coding region runs from base 507 to 1466 and encodes 319 amino acids. The transcript has a single exon. The record is from RefSeq and is a predicted model, not a curated record.